AUGAUGGUUCGCCUGUCUCGGAUCCAACUGGCUCUGUUCUUUAUCUUGCUUUGCCCGGUCAAUAUCAUCGGAUUGUGGUGGGCAGUGGGCAGUCCACUGCUGAUGGAUCCAAACAGCAUAUGCAAGAAGACAAAGCGUCUUGUGGGGAAGCAGGCCGAGCUGUGUCAGACUCAACCAGAAAUCAUCAAUGAGGUGGCCAAAGGAGCCAGGCUGGGUGUCAGGGAGUGCCAGUUCCAGUUCAGAUACCGCCGGUGGAACUGCACCAGUCACAAUAAGUACUUUGGCAAAAUAUUGCAGCAAGAUAUCCGGGAGACAGCGUUCGUGUACGCCAUCACAGCUGCCGGCGUGACCCACGCAGUGACGCAGGCCUGCAGUAUGGGAGACCUGCUACAGUGUGGCUGCGAGGCCACCAGGAACAGAGCCCCCCCAAGACCUCUGUCGUCCUCUCCGCGCGAUGGUGUCAAGUGGGAAUGGGGUGGCUGCGGUGAUGAUGUGGAGUUUGGCUACGAUAAAUCCAAGCAGUUUAUGGACGCAAAAAGGCGACGAGGCAAGAGCGACAUCAGGACACUCAUAGAUCUGCACAACAAUGAAGCUGGGCGACUGGCAGUGAAGCUCUACAUGCGGACCGAGUGCAAGUGCCACGGACUGUCCGGCUCAUGCACGUUACGCACUUGUUGGAAAAAGAUGCCUCACUUCCGCGAGGUGGGCGACCGCCUCCUGGAGCGCUUCAACGGUGCCUCCAAAGUGAUGGGCGGCAAUGACGGCAAGACGCUUAUCCCCGUAGGCCAGAACAUUAAACCUCCGGACAGGCAGGAUCUGAUCUACUCAGACGAAUCGCCCGAUUUCUGUCUGGCGAAUCGUAAGACGGGGUCUCUGGGGACGCGGGGGCGUAUCUGUAACAGCACCGCCAUGGACAUCAGUGGCUGCGAUCUGUUAUGUUGCCAGCGAGGCUACCGAGAAGAAACUGUGGUGUUUGAGGAGAACUGCCUGUGUCGUUUCCACUGGUGUUGUGUGGUCCAAUGCAAGAAGUGCUCGGUCCGAAAGGAGCUGAGUCUCUGUCACUGA
Molecule: messenger RNA, 1065 nt
Organism: Nerophis lumbriciformis (worm pipefish)
Lineage: Eukaryota; Metazoa; Chordata; Actinopteri; Syngnathiformes; Syngnathidae
Source: RefSeq, a predicted model, not a curated record